Molecule: messenger RNA, 411 nt
Organism: Loa loa (African eye worm)
Lineage: Eukaryota; Metazoa; Nematoda; Chromadorea; Rhabditida; Onchocercidae
Exons: 2
Coding region: 1-411 (136 amino acids)
Source: RefSeq, a predicted model, not a curated record
AUGGUAAAUUUUAAGGAUGAGAAAGAGGAAAACAUCCAUGGCGAGAAAUUCCAGAAAAUAUCCAUAGUGGAAACUUCCGGAAAACUUUCUCAAUGGAAACUCCCAGAAAAUACCAGAACAGAAAAAUCCAGAAAAUAUUUACCAUGGAAAAUCCAAGAAAAUAUCCUGGGAAGAUUUCAAGAAAAAUCCACCAUGAAAAAUUCUACAAAAAAUCUACAGCGAAAAUUCCAGAAAAAAUUCUCGAUGGAAAAUUCCACAAAAGAUCCCAUAGUGGAAAAUCCCAGAAAAUAUUCACUACGGAAAAUUCUGGGAAAGUCAUGGCGGGAAAUUGCAGAAAAAGUCCGCAAUGUGCAAUCCCGGCAAAUUUCUAUGGAAAAUACCGGAAGCUGUUUUCAUGCAUAUUACGAUUAG